Drosophila bipectinata is the source of this 1526-nucleotide messenger RNA. RefSeq names its product trypsin-1. The record is from RefSeq and is a predicted model, not a curated record. Gene Ontology annotation, biological process: proteolysis. Lineage: Eukaryota; Metazoa; Arthropoda; Insecta; Diptera; Drosophilidae. Gene Ontology annotation, molecular function: serine-type endopeptidase activity.
UCAAAACAGAGCUCCCAAGGUAAACUGUAAGCUAAGCCGGGCCUGAGCUUGGACUCCUCGAUAUAGGAGAACUAUAUAAUUUUAAAGCAAAACUGACUCAGAAGCGGAAGCGGCACGCGAUAAAAAAUCGCACUAUACUUUGCAAACUGGCCGCAGAAUGAAGUGUUUUUGGGGAGCUCUCUUGCUGGUCUUGGGAUUAUAUUUUCAAGAGGGAUUUGGAAAAACCCUAACCAGCGAUUAUAUAGAUCUUCUCGACUUGAGCGACAACGAUGAGUUCCAAUGGGGCGAAUCGGAGAACUUGCAUUAUGGUCUAGAUAAUCACACUGAGGAAAAUAAUGUUGUGAGUUUCCUGUCCCGACAUCGUCUCAAUAAGCGACAGGCUCCCACCUCCCAGUUACUGGAGAACAAGGACUAUGGACCUUGCAGCACUCCCUUGGGGGAGUCAGGACGUUGUCGUCACAUCAUUUAUUGCCGCAUUCCGGAGUUGAAGAACGAUGUCUGGCGGUUGGUGUCCCAACUGUGCAUCAUUGAGAAAAGCUCCAUCGGCAUUUGUUGCACGGAUCAAGCGACUAGUAACCGGUUCAGUCCCCAGAUAGUGACUAAUCCGGAGAAAGAUGAGCCCAGAAUUGUAAAUAGGCCGGAACAACGUGGCUGUGGAAUCACCACCAGGCAGUUCCCGCGGCUCACGGGAGGACGGCCAGCUGAGCCGGACGAGUGGCCAUGGAUGGCGGCCCUCCUUCGGGAGGGACUGUCCUUUGUUUGGUGCGGUGGGGUUCUGAUCACCGAUCGCCAUGUCCUGACAGCAGCCCACUGCAUACACGGCGUGAAGAAGGAGGAGGUUUUUGUGCGAUUGGGGGAGUACAACACCCACCUGCUAAACGAGACGAGGGCCAGGGAUUUCCGGCUUGCCAACAUGGUCAGCCACGUCGACUUCAAUCCCCAGAACUACGACAACGACAUAGCCAUUGUGCGGAUCGACAGGCCCACCAUAUUCAACACCUACAUUUGGCCGGUUUGCAUGCCGCCAGUGAACGAGGAUUGGUCCGGAAGAAAUGCCAUUGUUACGGGUUGGGGCACCCAAAAGUUUGGAGGACCGCAUUCCAACAUUCUUAUGGAGGUCACCCUGCCGGUGUGGAAGCAGUCCGAGUGUCGAGCCACCCUGGUGGAGCACGUCCCGGACACAGCCAUGUGUGCUGGUCUACCCGAAGGAGGCCUGGAUUCCUGCCAGGGCGACAGCGGUGGUCCCUUGCUGGUCCAGCUGCCGAACCAGCGCUGGGUCACCAUCGGCAUCGUGUCCUGGGGCAUCGGUUGCGGCGAGCGUGGUCGCCCGGGGAUCUACACACGCGUCGAUCGCUACCUGGACUGGAUUCUGGCCAACGCGGAUGCAUAGGAUUCAAACAGGACCCUUUUACACUUCGUCAGUACAUUCAAUUUACUUGGCAUUAGCUUUAACAAAUGCUAUGGUCUAAGUAUACUAAUUAACCUGAUAACGAUCGAUGUCAAUAAAAUCGAUGAACAAACCCGAA